Lodderomyces parapsilosis is the source of this 1710-nucleotide messenger RNA. It is a transcript of the gene CDH1, whose product is annotated as Cdh1p. Bases 1 to 1710 code for a protein of 569 amino acids. Gene Ontology annotation, cellular component: anaphase-promoting complex. The transcript has a single exon. The record is from RefSeq and is a predicted model, not a curated record. Gene Ontology annotation, biological process: positive regulation of anaphase-promoting complex-dependent catabolic process; anaphase-promoting complex-dependent catabolic process; positive regulation of ubiquitin protein ligase activity. Gene Ontology annotation, molecular function: protein binding; ubiquitin ligase activator activity; anaphase-promoting complex binding. Lineage: Eukaryota; Fungi; Ascomycota; Pichiomycetes; Serinales; Debaryomycetaceae.
AUGAACAACAACUUUUCAAAACAUUCACGCGGUAGCCUACAGUCAUACGAGACUCCAAAGUCGCCUUCGAGAUCAACCCGAAACGUGGAUCCAUUAAGACCAAAUGACCCAUUGUUAUCUUCAUCACCGUCGAGACGAAGAAAUCAAAAUACAAUUUUUAGUGACCGAUAUAUACCGAAUCGUAUGGGCGUGGAUUUACAAGCUGCAUUCAGUUUAACAAAUGAAGAAGUACUACCGGAUAUAAGAAGUAACAGGAAUGCCGAUAAUGAGAUUGAGAUUAGAAAGGAAGAGGAGGCGAAUAGAACUUUUGCAACUGUUUUGAAGGCAGAAUUGUUUGGAGAUAAUGUGCCGAUGGCAACAGCAGACUUGACAGGCAGUGUUGCAUCAUCAAAUGGGAACAAUAACAGAGCGAAAGCAUCUAAUCUGCGACCCGGCAGUACUGGUGCCAGCUCCAGCAUAUCAACUGCUGGCACACCACCAAGAUCAUCUAGCUCAUUACCCCAUCUACCGAUGUCUGCCACAUCAUCAGCAAGGCAGCCAGGAAAUACCAGCUCAAUAUCCACUUACGAUUCAGAUGAUGUGUUGUCCACCCCACGUCGUAAAACUAAUUUAUUCACGUAUCAGUCCCCAAAAAAGUCAAGACCAGUGUCGCGAGAUUUACAACAAGAACUAUAUUCUCUAUCACCAGUUCGUCAAGAGUCGCAAAAGUUUCUUUUAUCACCACAAAAGAAAGCUCGUGCUAUUGCAAAAGUGCCCUAUCGUGUGCUUGAUGCACCCGAGCUUUCCGAUGACUUUUAUUUGAAUUUGGUUGAUUGGGGACAACAAGAUGUAUUGGCGGUUGGAUUGGGCGAUAGUGUAUACUUGUGGGAUGGAUCAACGCAAUCAGUUGACCGAUUGUGUAACUUGUCAAACAAGGAUAAAGUGACAAGCUUAAACUGGAUUGGUACUGGUACCCAUCUAGCAAUUGGAACUUCAAAAGGUUUGGUUGAAAUCUGGGAUGCAACUAAAAUCAAGUGUAUUAGGACAAUGACGGGCCAUUCUUUACGGGUGAGCUCUUUAGCAUGGAAUGAGCACAUUUUAUCAAGUGGGUCAAGAGAUAGAACUAUUUUAAACCGUGAUGUUCGAAUUGAAGACCAUUUUGUCAACAAGUUUGAGAGUCACAAGCAGGAGAUUUGUGGGUUGAAAUGGAAUGUUGAUGAAAACAAAUUGGCAAGUGGUGGCAAUGAUAACAAUUUGUUUGUGUGGGAUGGACUAAAUCCCAAACCCUUGUAUCAAUUUACCGAACACACUGCUGCUGUCAAAGCCAUUGCUUGGUCGCCACACCAAAGAGGAAUUUUGGCUUCCGGUGGUGGAACUGCAGACAAGACCAUCAAGACUUGGAAUACUUUGACAGGAAACAUGAUUCACAAUGUUGAUACCGGCUCACAAGUUUGUAACUUGAUUUGGUCAAAGAACUCGAAUGAGCUUGUAUCGACUCAUGGGUACUCCAGAAACCAAAUCAUUGUUUGGAAAUAUCCAUCGAUGCAGCAAAUUGCUCAGUUAACAGGUCAUACUUAUCGUGUCUUGUAUUUAUCACUAUCACCUGAUGGGGAAACAAUUGUUACUGGUGCUGGUGAUGAAACAUUACGAUUUUGGAAUGUUUUUGAAAAGAACAAGAAUAACGAUUCGCCUUCGUCUGUGUUGUUGGGUGCCUUUCUGCAAAUACGUUAA